AUGUCGGCCGGGGCCGCUCGGAGGCGGCGCCGAGGAGGGAAGAAUCGAAACCACCUGAGGCCCGGGCAGGGCGGCCCGGAGCGCGGCGGCCUCGGGGUGGCGGGGGCGGCAGCGGGGCCCGGCCCGGCCCAGCCCGGCCCGCGCUGUCCCCGCACGGCGGCCGGCGGUGAGCGCGGGGCGGAGCGGGGCCGGGCGGGGGAGCGGGGCCGGGCGGGCGGUGACGCGGGGCCUUGCAGGCUGGCGGCGGCGCUGGCGGCGGCGCUGCGGGCGGGCGCGGAGCGGCGGCGGGAGCUGGAGCGGCGGCUGGCGCGGAGCCGCGGCCUCCUGCGCUGGGCCGGGCAGGAGGACGAGCAGCCGCAGGCGGAGGCCGGCGCCGGCGGGGAGCACGAGGACAGGCCUUCACCAAAGGAGCUAGAGGAGCUGGAACUGCUGAACAGGGCUUUAGAGAAGGCACUGAAAGUUAGGAAAAGCAUCUUGAAAACUCCAUUGGAGUCCCAGGGAGCUACAGGAGAGAAAUCUGCAGGUGAGGGACCUGCUCACAAGAAUGCUGAUGAGCAGCAAGUGCCUGCAGCUGUUGAGGGUGUUCCUGAGUGUGCAAAGGUGAGAGCUGUAAACAAAAAGCCUGCCUCUCUGAAAAAGCCUUCUCCAUACCAGCUGAGAGCCCCUUACAGGACUGACCCAGAUGUGAAAAAACUACAAAGGAAAGCCCCAGCCCGAUGUGUUUCUCAAGGUCCCAGGACAGCUGGGAAGAGCUCCUCAAAAGGAGGGCUGGCAUGCAAACAAGGAAGGAGUCAUAGGACAUCAACCAGUGCCAGCAACAGAGAGACCUGUGCUGCAACUGAACCCAAAAAGACACCUGGCUUGUCUGAAUCUGGCCUGAAUGAGCAGCAAAGCUUUUCCACAGGGGAUUCAGCUGAGGGAAAGAUCUCUGUAGCUGCUGACAGGCAGCUGUUUGAUGCAGGGAAUAAAAGUGGUCCCCUGGGAGAGUCCAACAGAAAGGACCGUGCAACUGACAGUGUGUUGGGAAGAAGCACCUCACCACGGGCAGUCACCCUGCAGGAGAAGGGAUGCCAGCUGAAGCUGCCCCUGCCCUACAGGAAAGCCUAUGCCAGGAAUUGCAGGGCGUGGAAGAGAUGUCGUCUCUGCCAAACAAGUGCAGAUGCAGCAGCUGCAAGGAACCGUUUCAUGGAGAGGAUCCAGAGAACUUUUUGUUCACUGGCACCAGCCUUCAGUCCUGCAGAGAUAGAGGAGGAAUUAAAAGUCCUUCAGGAUGUUCCCUCCCUUCUCAGUCAGUAUGUGAAAGCUGAGCGUGCAGACCAUGCCACUCUGCAGAGAGAGUAUGAAAGCCUUCUAACCUUGGAGGGUUUGCAAACCACAGUUUCCCAGUGUCUGCAUAAACUGCAGCUUCUGCGAGCAGCUGUGGAGUCCCAGAUCCAGCUCUGCCCAGACUCUGCUGGGGAUGCAGGAAGCUGUUCUCCAGCCUGUGUUUCUCCCAGGGGACAGACGUGUGACAGUGCAGACCUGCUGGCUGUGCCUCUCCUUUAUUAUUCCAGUUGCCAGGAGCUGAGAGACCUGUUUGCCUUGAAGCUGCAAGUGUCAAUGCUGCACCAAGAAGUUGCCUUACAAAAGGUGAUGAUGGCAGAGCUCCUGCCUGUCCUGGAGCCCAGGCUGUCCCCAGGGACCCCUGCAGUGCAGCUGUACCGGGCGCUGCACACGCUGCUCUGCGGGGGUGGGACCCGCUUCCCGGUGCUGGUGAGAGAUGAGCUGGCAGACUGAGGUGCUGGGAAGCUCCUGCUUGUCAUUCCCAGAACCAGAGACAGUUUUAAGCAAUAAAUAUUUUCUGUUGACUUUUUCA
Molecule: messenger RNA, 1855 nt
Organism: Apus apus (common swift)
Lineage: Eukaryota; Metazoa; Chordata; Aves; Apodiformes; Apodidae
Gene: TEDC2
Product: tubulin epsilon and delta complex 2
Exons: 10
Coding region: 1-1776 (591 amino acids)
Source: RefSeq, a predicted model, not a curated record